Mugil cephalus (flathead mullet) is the source of this 2327-nucleotide messenger RNA. Its product is annotated as glucose-induced degradation protein 4 homolog. Lineage: Eukaryota; Metazoa; Chordata; Actinopteri; Mugiliformes; Mugilidae. The record is from RefSeq and is a predicted model, not a curated record. Gene Ontology annotation, cellular component: extrinsic component of membrane; GID complex. The transcript is spliced from 6 exons. Gene Ontology annotation, biological process: protein catabolic process in the vacuole; proteasome-mediated ubiquitin-dependent protein catabolic process; negative regulation of gluconeogenesis. The coding region runs from base 215 to 871 and encodes 218 amino acids.
AGCGGCAGAUACUGGUGGUUACGGCGUUGCGUCGAAGUCCACUUAGUUCUCUGGGAGCUUGGUGGCUGGGAAAUUGAACUGUUGCGGAAUUAAGUGGAAUUUGAAUGUUGGUGGAGCUCUUCAGCCCUCCUCCGCCUCUUCGUAGACGCAGACAGAGCCCCUCGUUCAGACGGCCAUUGACCGCGGUCGGCGCCCAGCCAGCGAAGCGGGAGCCAUGCCUGUCCCCGCUGGAUACCUCAGCGACUCCCCCGCCGCGGCCUUCGCGUCCUCGGCCUCACUUAUCCCGCCGCCGCCGAUAAACACACAGCAGCCCGGCGUUGUCACCUCGCUCCUGUACAGCGGCUCCAAGUUCAGAGGCCACCAGAAAAGCAAAGGGAACUCGUACGACGUGGAGGUAGUGUUGCAGCAUGUCACCAUGGAGGAUUCCUACUUGUGUGGCUACCUGAAGAUAAAAGGGCUGACAGAGGAAUAUCCAACUCUGACCACAUUCUUCGCUGGAGAGAUCAUUAGCAGGAAGCGGCCAUUUCUCACCCGAAAAUGGGACGCGGACGAGGACGUGGACCGUAAGCACUGGGGCAAGUUCCAGGCCUUCUACCAGUACGCCAAGACAUUCAACUCUGAUGAUUUCGACUACGAGGAUCUGAAGAACUCCGACUACAUAUUCAUGAGGUGGAAGGAGCAGUUCCUGGUUCCUGACCAUACAAUCAAAGACAUCAGCGGCGCUUCCUUUGCUGGAUUCUAUUACAUCUGUUUCCAGAAAUCCACAGCAACUAUUGAGGGCUACUACUACCACAGGAGCUCUGAAUGGUACCAGUCUUUAAACCUCACCCAUGUUCCCGAGCACAGCGCAGCCAUCUAUGAGUUCCGGUGACCCAGGCCGGCGUCGUGGAUCUUUCUUUUAUUGGACAAAGACUCGAGGCAAAGCAGAGGUCUGCCGAUGCUACUGAGAAGGAAAAAGGAGGCCGACCAGGGAUGAGAAUUUGGGCUCUGAAGAAGUACAAACUCUUACGUGUUCCUAACAAGUGGAUGGACAGCUGCUGAUGAGUACACGGGAUCUAGGACAAGUGAAUGUAUGUGAGGUGAAAAAAGAAAGAAGGGAAGUGCAGUUGUUGUGCUCCCUGGCUGGAGCUCGUAAAAGUCGGAACCAGCAGCAAAGACUGGGUGUGGCUCAAACGGUGUACCCCUUUCUUCAUUUGUUUUAAUGUCUGGUUUAAAAAAAAAACAAAACAAAACAAAAACAACAAAAAAAAAACGCUUGGCACAGUAUCUCGAGACACUUUAUAAGCAGAGACGGGAAUUUCCCUUCUUGUUUCGCGACUAGAAACGUUUCCAGCUUUCGUCCGACCGAUGCAGAAUGAGCAGCAUAAACACAUUCAGCCACCGCAGGACAAGGGCUCCUCUGAGGGGCCCGCUCUUAGAAACACAAUCGCUAAAGAUCUCCAAGCGCGCGCGGACGAAGAGCAACGGAGAGGGUUCACGAUCGGAGCUCUUCAGGUUUUAGGAUUAGAGCUUUAAUAAGCUAGAGAGACAGUAUUUUUAAGCUAAGCUGGUUCUUUGUUUGCCUGCCAAGAGGAUAUUUUGUUAUUUCACUCUAAAUAAUGGACACUGAGCGGCACUUUUAAAAGCUACAAUCUGAGUGACACACGAACCCCUGUCUUUAUAAAACUGCUUGGGAGAUUGUUUUUUUUUUUUGUUUUUUGUUUUUGUUUUUUUUUACAUAGAAUUGUUGUGGAUCUUUGUUUUGUUGAGUUACAUUUGCACAGAUACUGACUAUGUGUUACUAAAAUGCUUGCAGGAUUUUACACUCGCGUCCCAGUGCACAAGCUUGAAGGCGGCCGGUGGAGCUUUUUAAAGCUUGUACUGAGUGGCGGGUUCAGAGCCAAAACAAUCCCAUGAAAGUAUUCAGUAGAAAGUAUUUUUAUUUUUUACCCUGCACUCUGCAUUAAGCAAAGUUUUACUCCUCGCGUGUCAUUUUAAAAUGAGACCCCCCCUCCCCACCACCCUACAUUUACGUCUCCUCGACUAUGCAACACUUUCAAGAUAGCACUCUCCACGCAAAAGACCUCGAGUUUUCAGAGGCAAAAGUUUAUUCUAUCCUCAAAGUCUACGAAAAAGAUCUAUCUUCUUCAGAGGAACUAUUUUUGUUAAAUGGUCUAUAAUAAAAACACCCUCUCAUCCCUCCCAUUCGUCCCCCUCCUUCCAUGUGAUCGUGCCAUCUUUUUAAAGCUUAUCAGAGUUGUAUUGUAACAGAUCUAAAGUGUGUUUGUUUGAGGUUAAGCUUGGAUUUAAUUGAUGGUGUGACUGUAAAGAGUGGAUUAUGGAUUUAA